Micromonas commoda is the source of this 1847-nucleotide messenger RNA. RefSeq lists its product with no specific name. The transcript has a single exon. The coding region runs from base 1 to 1785 and encodes 594 amino acids. The record is from RefSeq and is a predicted model, not a curated record. Lineage: Eukaryota; Viridiplantae; Chlorophyta; Mamiellophyceae; Mamiellales; Mamiellaceae.
AUGGACGAGGUCCGCUCGAUUCGAGCCGCGGUCAAGUCCCUCGCGCCCGUCGUCGGCGCGCCCUCCGCGACGGCGCCGCCUUCGCCCAUCAAGGACGGGCCCAACGAGACGGAGGAGGCGAAGGAGGCCAUCACCGCCGCACUCCGGACCGAGUUGGACGCCCUGAAGCGGAGGGUGGAGAACCUCGCGGGUAUCGCGUCGACGUCCAAAUCCGCCGAGGCAGCCGCGAACGAGGCUUCGAAGAUGGCCAAAUCGUCGAUGCGGGCCGUGGAGAACAUCGAGGGCGAGAUGAAGAAGCUCGCGGUCAAGGCGGACGACGCCAUCGCGUCCGCGGCGAGCGCGCUAGCCGCCGCCGCCGCCGCCGCGGAAGACGCCGCCGCCGCCGCCGAGAGCGCGGACACCGCCGACCAACCAAAAACCGACGGUUCUUCGAUCGCCCUGUCCGUCGACGACGUCGCCGCGAGGGUCGACGCGCUUCAACACGAGCUCAAGGAGACCGCGGUGAUCGUCCAGACCAACGCCGAGGGUAUCGCCUUCCUCGGGCAGCAGACUAUGCACACCGCUAAGAAGGACGACGUGGAGGAACUGAGAGCGUCGGUGAACAAAACGGCGGAGCGCGCCAGGAAGGAGACGGAUGCGCUCAAAGCCGCGACGCAGGCCUCGCUGGAGGAGCUCGAGGGACGGACGAAGAAACUCGAGCGCGGCGCGAGGCGACAGAGCGAGAACCGCGAGGCGACCCCGUCGGCGCCCGCACCCGCCGUCGAGACGGUGUCGCCGCAGGCGGUGUCCGCUCUGGAGAAACGCAUGGCCGCGCUCGAGGCUUCAACCGCGGCGACGCCCCUUUCCUCGGAGGCGAAGGACGUCGCGGCUGGAGGCGACGUGAAGGAGCGCGUCGAAAAGUUCGAGUCCGUCGCGAGCGAGCUCACCGCCAGGGUGGAGCGGCUGCAGGAAGCCGUCGGGGUCGAGAUGCUCGCGCACAUGAAACGCUUGGACGCAAAGCUCAAAACCGUGGAACAAUCCUUGGGCGAAGUGAAACAGCAGGGCACGCCCACGAACGCCGCCGCCAAGCACGAGUCCGGCAAACCCGGUAAGCUCGACAGGGCGAACGCCGCGAGGCUCGCGAGCGCGGAGAAGACCGCCGCGGAGUCGCGAUCCACCGCGGAAGACGCGGCGGAAAAGGCAAAGCUCGCGUCGGAAAAGGCCAAAGCCGCCCUCGCCGCCGUCGCCGAGCACGCCGCGACGACGGAGCGCGUCAAGGAGGCGGAGGCGAAGAUGAGGGAACUCGCCGGCGAGAUCGAAAAGUUCCGCGCGGACGUGGCGGAGAUGGAGAUGAGCUCCGCCACGAACACGGCGGACGUCGUGGCGAUCGAGGGGGAGUGGGCCAGCGCCAGGAGGCACCUGAAGGAUCUCGAGCAGAGCGUGUGGAAGAGCAUGGUGAUGAUUCGCGAGGAGGCCGGGGUGGGUACGCCGUCGUCGGAUGCCGGCGCGGCGACCCCGGCGACCCCGGCGACCGCGCCCGCGGUGACCGCCGGCACGCCGCUGGGGGGAUCGACGGGACGGACGCCGGAGACGCCCAUGUCGAGUUUCAGGGCGCUGUUCUCGCGCGGUCGAAGGACGUCGACGGUGCCGAGGUCAACCGAGUCGGAUUCCGCUCGGCGGCUGCGCGCCAGGCGAACCGAAUCGCCGGAGCGUCGCGACGUGGCGAGAAGCGAGGCGGUGAUCGAGGCGCUGGACAUGGGUUCGCCGACGCGGCCCGCGCGUCGGUCGGCUAAUCGCGAGAGGUGACGGAUGGGUGGCUCGAACCUUUUUAUUACGAAGGUAAAAAAUGUGCGAAUGCGCUAACUUUU